CCGAGUGCCACCGACAGAAAGAGGGAGGAGAGGCUCUGUCACCUGCGCCUUUUUUAUUCCCCCGCGGUAGUGUCGGUUUCCCCUUGCCUUGCCUGGCGGUUGGCGCGUCGCAUCUACCCCUGCUACUAGUAGUACCACUUCUCGCGGCGAGAAAAUGCCGCAAUAUAUUUGCUUCCACCGAGGCGCAGAGCGGAGGAGAGUGACGAGCUGACGCACGCGGCGCGGCGGACCAGCUCAAUUUGCCUGCCGCUCCUCGUCUUCCGGUGGGGCGGAGGAGGGGGACGCCGGGCGGGCGGGCGCUCGCAUUCCGGAGCGGGGAGCGCGAGCUCGAUCGGGCGGGGAUAUGGCGGUGGGGGGAGCCGGGAGCUCCAGAUCCGUGGCGCCGUGCUGCUGCUGCGCCGUGCUGCUCGCGGCGGCGCUGCUCUUCUCCGCGCCGGCCACCACAGAGGCUUAUGAUGCGCUGGAUCCAAAUGGAAACAUCACGAUAAAAUGGGACGUUAUGUCGUGGACUCCUGAUGGCUAUGUUGCUGUGGUCACGAUGUUCAACUAUCAACAAUUCCGGCACAUCCAGGCACCUGGGUGGCAGCUGGGGUGGACAUGGGCAAAGAAGGAGGUCAUUUGGUCGAUGGUUGGAGCACAGACCACUGAGCAGGGCGAUUGCUCAAAGUUCAAGGGUGGCACGCCCCACUGCUGCAAGAAGGAUCCCACAGUUGUUGAUCUGCUUCCGGGCACCCCAUACAACAUGCAAAUCGCUAAUUGCUGCAAAGCUGGAGUUAUAAAUACAUUUAACCAGGACCCAUCAAAUGCUGCUUCUUCCUUCCAGAUCAGUGUAGGUCUUGCUGGGACUACCAACAAGACAGUUAAGUUGCCUAAGAACUUCACUCUUAAGGCCCCAGGUCCUGGGUACACGUGCGGGCGUGCUAUGAUUGUCAGGCCUACUAAGUUUUUCACCGGGGAUGGGCGCAGAGCAACCCAAGCUCUAAUGACAUGGAAUGUGACCUGCACAUACUCCCAAUUUCUUGCUCAGAAGACUCCUUCCUGCUGUGUAUCUCUCUCAUCAUUUUAUAAUGACACAAUUGUGAACUGCCCAACAUGCUCUUGUGGCUGCCAAAACAAUGGGACAAGUCCUGGAAGCUGUGUAAAUGAGAAUUCACCUUAUUUACAAUCUGCCAUUGAUGGCCCUGGCAAAUGGACCGGUCAGCCUCUUGUCCAAUGUACUUCUCACAUGUGCCCGAUCAGAAUCCACUGGCAUGUGAAACUCAACUAUAAGGAAUAUUGGAGAGUGAAGAUCACGAUUACGAACUUCAACUACCGCAUGAAUUACACACAGUGGAAUUUGGUCGCUCAACAUCCUAACUUCAAUAAUAUCACCCAGCUGUUUAGCUUCAACUACAAGCCACUUACUCCAUAUGGAAGCAAGAUAAAUGAUACUGCGAUGUUCUGGGGAGUUAAGUUCUAUAACGAUUUGCUCAUGCAAGCUGGUCCACUUGGAAAUGCACAGUCAGAACUUCUUCUGCGUAAGGAUUCCAAGGACUUCACCUUUGACAAGGGAUGGGCCUUCCCACACCGCGUGUACUUCAAUGGUGAUAAUUGUGUCAUGCCACCUCCGGAUGCAUAUCCAUGGUUGCCUAAUGCAAGUCCUCUGACAAAACAACCAUUGACACUCUCGGUUGGUAUUUUCGAUUGUGUUGGCUACUUUGCUGGCUUAUGCAUGAUGAGUGAAACCAAGAAAUUCGGUGAGCUUCAAGUUGUCAGGUUCCAUGGUGUGCACUGCAACAGAUCAUUUGUUCAUUCAGUUCCACGGUUGCAUAGAAGAGAAGAUGUCACGCUGAGGAAAGCUGAUAUGUGUGUGUGUGUUGUAUGUUAAAAGAAGGCCAAAAUGUAUUUCUUUUUUGGUAUAUAUACUGGCCACAGCAUUUUGGUGAACUUAGUUACUGCAAACUAGAUAAUUACAGUUGCACCUUUUGUAUGUUAUAGCAACCAGAAAUUCAAUUGAAUUAUAUGACUUCCCUUCUUGUAGUACAUGUAUAGACUCCGUAAUAAUGUUCUGUAUGAUUUUGUGAACAGAAAGGAUGCUGUUGAUUGAGAUCAUUUAGUUUUGUUUCUUGUUUCA
Messenger RNA from Oryza sativa Japonica Group (Japanese rice), 2113 nucleotides. Its product is annotated as COBRA-like protein 3. The record is from RefSeq and is a predicted model, not a curated record. Gene Ontology annotation, cellular component: plasma membrane. Gene Ontology annotation, biological process: plant-type cell wall cellulose biosynthetic process; cellulose microfibril organization. NCBI's taxonomy places the organism in Eukaryota, Viridiplantae, Streptophyta, Magnoliopsida, Poales, Poaceae.